AUGCGCGACGGCUUCCAGAUGGUAGCACGUAUCCCAUACCCGAUCACGGUUCCCAAAUACUACGCUGUCGCUAGUGAAGCAGCCACUAUGGCCUUCCUUCGUUCCUUUGGGCUUCCUAUUCCCGAGGUGUACGGGUACUCCCCUGUGCCGGACAAUGUCGCAGGAACCGAGUACACCUUCAUGGAGUUCGUCCGAGGCACCAAAUUAAGCGACGUAUGGGCUGACCUUGGGGAUCGGGAUAUCGCUUCAGUUUUACAUCAACUUGCUGGACUCGAGUCCAAGAUGAUGUCGGUUUCUUUACCGGCUGGCGGAAGCCUGUACUACACACACGACAUGGAGAAGCGGGAUGGCAUCUCGGGCAUCCUGCUAGUAGAAAACGAGCGUUUCUGCGUCGGUCCUGAUGUAAGAUUACCUCUGUGGUUUGGCAGGAGAUCACUGAUUGACGUCAAUCGAGGACCACACCUCCACCCGAGCAAUAUCAUCGUUUCAAGGUCGCCCGACUCCAGCUGGCAAGUGACUGGCCUGCUCGACUGGCAGCAUGCCUCGAUCCUACCCAUGUUUCUCCUGGCGGGUAUACCCCAACGCCUCCAGAACUAUGGCGACCCCGUUUCGGAGUCUAUGACGCAGCCUGCGCUACCGAAGAAUCUGGACGACUUAGACGAAGCCGAGCGCCUUCCAGCGAAGGGUCUCUACCAUCGCCGCCUCGUCCACUACCACUACGUCAAGGCCACGGAGGAAUGCAGCGAGCUCCACCACAAGGCAUUAAUAAGCCAUAUGGGCGUGCUCCGCCGCCGCCUUUUCGAUCACGCCAGUAGCUUGUGGGACGGCGAGACUCUCGAGCUGAAGGUGGACUUGAUUGAAUCAGUGGAGCGCUGGGAAGCGCUUACAGGCGGAGGUGCGCAGUGUCCAAUUGUGUUCGACGCUGAGGAUGUUCGGGAGACAAAGAGGUUGGGGAAAGUACAGGAAGGAACAGACGAGACCAUGGAGGCGGUCCGGAGCAUGAUUGGAUGCGGGGAGGAGGGGUGGGUUCCCACAGAGGACUAUGAGGAGGCCAUGGCCCGCACCAAGGAGCUGAAAGAGGCUGCGUUGGCGGCAGCCACGUCAGCGGCGGAACGGGCUGAGAUCACGAAGCACUGGAUUUUCGACGACAUAGACGAAGAUAAAUACGCGUAG
Molecule: messenger RNA, 1173 nt
Organism: Stereum hirsutum FP-91666 SS1
Lineage: Eukaryota; Fungi; Basidiomycota; Agaricomycetes; Russulales; Stereaceae
Exons: 2
Coding region: 1-1173 (390 amino acids)
Cellular component (GO): mitochondrion
Source: RefSeq, a predicted model, not a curated record